Messenger RNA from Pseudonaja textilis, 726 nucleotides. RefSeq names its product synaptonemal complex protein 3 (gene SYCP3). Gene Ontology annotation, biological process: meiotic cell cycle; spermatid development. NCBI's taxonomy places the organism in Eukaryota, Metazoa, Chordata, Lepidosauria, Squamata, Elapidae. Gene Ontology annotation, cellular component: synaptonemal complex. The record is from RefSeq and is a predicted model, not a curated record.
AAAAUCAUGGCACCAUCAGGAAGAAAAUCCACAGGAAAAACAACUAAACUGACACAGGAAGGUUCAGCAGUACAUGUCUAUAAAUUUGAAGAUGAUCUAAAAAAACAUCUGAGUGGUUCUGAUGAGGACAUUAGAGAAGAUGAAGCUCCAGUGAUUGAUAAACAUGGGAAGAAAAGACCAGUAACUCCUCAUGCCGGAGUUGAGGAUGAUGUUGGGGGAGAAGUGCAGAAUAUGCUGGAACGAUUUGGAGCGGACAUUAACAAAGCUCUUCUGGCUAAAAGAAAAAGAUUAGAAAUGUAUACAAAGGCUUCCCUUAAAACAAGCAACCAGAAAAUAGAAUUUGUUUGGAAAACGCAACAGGAACAAAGGCAAAAGGUUAACCAUGAGUAUUCUCAGCAGUUCCUGCAUGUAUUUCAACAAUGGGAUGCCGAUAUACAGAAAGCAGAGGAACAGGAAGAAAAGCUAGUGAAUGUUUUUCGACAACAACAGAAAGCUUUCCAGCAAGCAAGAAUAGUUCAAAGUCAAAGGCUGAAAACAAUUAAGCAGUUGUAUGAGCAGUUUUUAAAGAGUAUGGAAGACAUGGAAAAGACUCAUGAAAGUCUUUUAGCAGGGGCACAAAGUGAGCUUCGCAAAGAAAUGUCCCUAUGGCAAAAGAAAAUAAUGAUGGACACACAACAGCAAGAGAUGGCAACUGUUCGCAAAUCUCUUCAGUCCAUGUUAUACUGA